Rotaria sp. Silwood1 is the source of this 937-nucleotide messenger RNA. NCBI's taxonomy places the organism in Eukaryota, Metazoa, Rotifera, Eurotatoria, Philodinida, Philodinidae. The record is from the annotation of a GenBank genome assembly.
UACUGCUGCACUUGUAUGUCUUGAUGUACCUGUACCUGCUAUAAUGGAUCUUUGUAUAAAUAAAUAGAAUGUAAAUUCCGAUGGUAAAAAUGUUGAUGAUGAUGAUAGAUCUAGUGAUACAAGCGAUGAAUUAACAUUUGAAGUUCAACGACGUGUUGUUCAUAUUGAUACUGGACAUAUUAAAUUGCCUAAUGAUAUGCCACGUUUUUCAGAUCGAACUUGUUUUAUAAAUGAAUUAAAUAAUAUUUUAUUACGAUUUAAUAAUUAUAUUCAUAGUAAUUUAUCAAAAAAAAAAUCUUUUAAGACUAAACAAAAAUAUCAACAGAGUGAAGAUUGGACACAUAUUUAUGAUGAAAAUUUAUUAAAAGAAUCAAAUUAUCAACCAAGUCAAGCAUUAGCAAGACUUGCAGCAAUAGCUAAACGUGCUGGAAUUGUUAUUAAUAAUAAUGAUGAUGAAAAUAGUAAUAGUAGACUAUCAUGUUUAUUUAAUGAAUCUGAAUUACAUCGAAUAUCAGCGAAUAAUUGUUUACGUGUAUCAUUUAUAAGUCGUUUUGCCCAAUUAUUUAGUCAAAUGGAUGUAUUUAUAUGUUAUCUACCAGUGGGCAAAUAUUCUAAUGUUGAUCAAUGGUUAGCACAACGAAGUACAACAAAAAAUUUUGAUCGAACUAUUAAAAUUGCAUCAAAAUUUAAUGAAGAUAAUCAUCUUUUUGGUUUAACUAAUAAACAUUUACAAUAUUUUUCUGAUCAUAUUCGUUUAUAUCGUGAUUGUCGUGAUUUAACUUAUCAAUAUUGUUCAUUAAUUGUAAUGAAUGCACCAUUAGUUCGUCCACUUGAUAAUUCAUUUUCUACGUCGAAUAAUUCUUAUUUAUUUGAAAAUCUUAAGGGAAGUGUACUUGAAUCAGCAACAUCCAUAGAUAUAUCUUCAUCUUUUAUCUAG